AUGGACAACGAUCCCCCAACCCCCAACUCCCCUCACAGCAUCAGCUGGCUCUCCGAGCGAACCCUCUCCAUUUCCACCACCUCAACUACCACAACCCUAGCAGACACUCCCAGUCCAAUGAGCAUGUCCUCUCCAAGCAUAAAAUCUAUAGAGUCCACUGGAGACCCCAUUCCAAUCGAAUACCGUGCAAUCUUCUUCCGCGAGAGUCCCAACUUCCACCCCCAUUUCCUGCCCCUCCUCCGCCAUCUCUCCUCCCACCUCUGGCCCCUCGUCAACUGCGAAACAGGCCUGCCACACCCAGAUUUCCCACCAAAUAUGUUGGCCUACAACCUUCUGACAUCGGAGCAGGUCGAUAAUCUCGCCCGUCAUUUCCAUCAGGUUUACCCGCCUGUCCCGGCUACGUUUAAUUACCCUGUUUGUAUUCCCCCGUGGAUUGGGACGCCGGAGGAGAAGACUAUUGAUCUUCCUACGAGGUUGAAGAGGUUGGGGAGGUUUUUUGGGUUGAGGGGAUGUGAAGAGCAGCAGCAGCAGGAGGAGGAUAUGGAUAUGGAUAGGCAUGAGGGGGAUGGGAGUGGGAAUGGGAAUGGGAAUGAUGAGAAGAUGAGUGAGAGUGAAGCUGAAGUACUACGACAGAUGGAAUUGGAGUGGCAGCAGGCGUUACAGAGGGCAUAUGCUGAGGAGUCGCAUCGGUGGAAUUUGAAGUGA
Molecule: messenger RNA, 705 nt
Organism: Penicillium crustosum
Lineage: Eukaryota; Fungi; Ascomycota; Eurotiomycetes; Eurotiales; Aspergillaceae
Exons: 1
Coding region: 1-705 (234 amino acids)
Source: RefSeq, a predicted model, not a curated record